AUGCUCAACAAACUCCCAACCCUCCUGGCCCUGAGCCUAACGGCCCAAGCCGCCGAUUUCUACAACUCAGGCACAACCGAUGGCUGGGACUCAAUGAACAAGGAAAACAAAGGCACCGUCGACCAAGUAACCAACGUCGUCUACAAGGGCCCGACCGCUCUAAAAAUGACCCAAACAUACGACUCCUCCUAUUCAGGCCGCUACCACUCCGAAGUCGUAAAGAAUGACGCCUACAAGCGCGGCGACACAGGCGCCUACGGCUUCUCCUUCCGUCUCUCAGAGGACUGGGAGACCUCCCCAGCGCAAUCGUACAACAUCGCCCAGUUCAUCGCCGACUUCGGCGAUACCGGCUGCGACGAUUACAUGCCUGGCACUAUGGUCUGGUUGGAAGGGGAUCAGCUUUACUCGCGGGUUAAGCAGGGGUCGAUCUGUGAGCAGAAGACGGAGAGCUUUGACAAUUUGGGCUCGGUGAGCACCGGGGAAUGGCAUCGCGUGGAGAUUGAGGCGAACUGGGAGUCGGAUGAGUCGGGGAGCUUUAAGUUGUCGCUUGAUGGGAAGAAUGUGCUUGAUAAGCAGGGGAUUGCGACUACCAUUGAUGAUGAUCGGGCGUUCCAGUUCCGGGUUGGAUUGUAUGCGAAUGGUUGGCAUGAUGAUGGGGGUAUGCAGGGGUCGCAGGGGACCAGGGAGAUUUGGUAUGAUGAGAUUGCUAUGGGGGCUACGCUUGGUGAUGUUCAGGUUCAGGCUGAUAAUGCCGCUUAG
Molecule: messenger RNA, 759 nt
Organism: Penicillium bovifimosum
Lineage: Eukaryota; Fungi; Ascomycota; Eurotiomycetes; Eurotiales; Aspergillaceae
Product: polysaccharide lyase
Exons: 1
Coding region: 1-759 (252 amino acids)
Source: RefSeq, a predicted model, not a curated record